Messenger RNA from Trichomonas vaginalis G3, 477 nucleotides. RefSeq names its product RNA polymerase II transcription regulator recruiting protein. Bases 1 to 477 code for a protein of 158 amino acids. The record is from RefSeq and is a predicted model, not a curated record. Gene Ontology annotation, molecular function: DNA-binding transcription factor activity, RNA polymerase II-specific; RNA polymerase II cis-regulatory region sequence-specific DNA binding. Gene Ontology annotation, biological process: regulation of DNA-templated transcription. The transcript has a single exon. Lineage: Eukaryota; Parabasalia; Trichomonadida; Trichomonadidae. Gene Ontology annotation, cellular component: nucleus.
AUGGGUAGAGAUCGAGGUAACUUCAUCAAAAGAAACCUAAAGCUCAAGCGCAAAUUUACUGAGGACGAAGACCAGCUUAUACUAAGCAUGUACGUUCAACAAGGCAUCCACGAUUGGAAAAAAAUCGCCAAAAAAUUAUAUAAAAGAACAGCAAGGCAAUGCAGAGAACGCUAUAAUCAUUAUCUAGCUAAUGAACCUAAGCAAGACGAAUGGACUUCAGAAGAAGACAGCAUACUUUUGAAUCAAUACAACAUUUACGGCCCUAAGUGGACUCUUAUUUCGAAAGAACUUCCAGGAAGAACAUCAAUUAACGCAAAGAAUCGAUAUGCCCUACUUAUGCGUCAUAAGAAGAAACAAGAUAAUCAGAAUGAGAUGAUUGUGAUUAAGUCGCAGGAACCAGCAAUAACUUGUCCAGAUGAUAUAUUGUUUGGAACAUUUAAUGAUGACCCUUUCAGAAUUGACAUAACUUCCUUUUGA